Trichomycterus rosablanca is the source of this 1816-nucleotide messenger RNA. RefSeq lists its product as uncharacterized. The coding region runs from base 1 to 1419 and encodes 472 amino acids. The transcript has 3 exons. Lineage: Eukaryota; Metazoa; Chordata; Actinopteri; Siluriformes; Trichomycteridae. The record is from RefSeq and is a predicted model, not a curated record.
AUGCAGACCCGUCGCUCCUCCUCAGCUCUGGCUGUGAGUGGAGAGGUGUCGCUUUCUUUCCAGGAUGAACUGGCUGCCACCAUUCACCGAGCUUUCGAGGUGGCGGUGGAGAUCGCGGUGGUGGAGGUGACCAAGUUAGUUGGUCAGGCGCUGGUAGAUGUUCGAGAUCAGAUGAAGGAAACUCUUAAAGAGAACAGUUUAUUAAAAACUCGCCUCCAGUCCGCACAAAACGAACUGGACACUGUGAGAAGAGUAAAAAGAGCCAAAAGCGCAUCCUCACCGGAGGACGAUCACUGCCAUAGCGGCUUUAUUCAGCCCAAGUUUCAGAGUCCAUCCACGACCACAGCUAAAACAGAUCAAUCUACUCAUAAUAAAGAAGAAACGCCCAAGUACGAUGGUAGUACAGCUGAGAGAAAAGACGAAUCCUUCUGUGAAAUACGUGAAGAUGGAAGCGUUCAAUCACGUGAACUUAUCACAGCUACUAUUACUACUCAGUGCCAUGAUGUCGAGUCAGGUCUGACACAGCAGAAUGCACAUCACAGCCUAGAAACACAAGUGACCCAGAAUCAGUCACUUGUUCUCCUGAAAGAGCAGCCAGUCUGCAAAAAGGAAGAGAGCCCAGAACCACAGCCGGGUUCUUUUGGAGGAGAAGGAAAUGAAGAUAAAAACGAAGUAGAUCUGAGGCCGAGCUGCAGCUUUAACUCUGUGCCUGAUGAGGGGUUUGAGCCAGACAGACUGUCUUUGGUUCAGUCUAAACUGCUGGAAGACUGGCGACCUGAUCCAGAGGCACCACGAAGCCAUAAAACGGAGUCUAUGGAUAUUGAUCCUAGCCAAAAUAUAGAUUCUCCAGACAUGUCGUCCUCACAUGCUAGUGUUCCUCCAGGCUUUUCACCCUCCUUCGAUGGCCUUUUCCAGUCAGUAGCCAGAACUCAACUUGCUGCUGCUCCUCAAAACAACACUGCCCAGAUGAGAGCGAACGUCCAUGCUAGGAUUCACCAGUGUAAAAUCUGCGGCCAUUCAUUUUGUCGGGCAAGCGACCUGCGCAGACAUCACAGUCACCGCCACAGAGUGAGGUCUAACACGGGAAAAGCAGCUGGUGCAGGAAGGCCGGUCAAACAGCAACUGUUUCCUCCAGGGUGUAGUCCUUAUCACUGCAACGAAUGUGGUCGGGACUUCAAUCGCAUGGAGAAUUUAAAGACACAUUUGCGCAUACAUACAGGGGAACGUCCGUACUCCUGCUCCGUGUGUGGAGUACAGUUCCGGCACUCAGGGGCACUCACGCGCCACUUUCGUAUCCACACAGGAGAAAAGCCCUACGCAUGCGGGCAGUGUGGCAAGCGUUUUCGGAACUGUGGUGGACUACGCUUUCACCAGAAGUCGCACACCAGAGAAAGACACAUGGCUACGAAUUACAGUUAAAGAAGAAAUUUACAUUUACAUUGUCCAAAGCAACUUACAGUACUGUGACAGUUUACAGUCUGAGCAAUUGAAGGUUAAAGGCCUUGCUCAAGGGCCCAACAGUAGCAAUCUGGCAGUGGUGGGGCUUGAACCAGCAGCCUUCUGAUUACUAGUCCAUUACCUUAACCACUAGGCUACAACUGCAAAAAAAUGAUGGUGUAGUGUUGGUGUUUGUAAAGUUUGUGUAACGUGGUGGGAAUUUAAGCCAGGCACUUGGAGUUGGUGCAGGGUUUUGGUAAUAAUGGUUACAUAUUUUAAGUAUAUGCUGCAAAUGUAAUGUUACAAGGGUUUUAGGCAUGAAUUUAUACAAGACUGACAUGCAUUUUCUAAAAUAUUUGUGUUCUAAUAAAAGACAGAA